AGAGGCAGAGAGCGCUGCUUUGUCAUCAGCUUCUCAGUCCUUCAUCUUCAACACUUUUAAGUCUCUCUCUCUUCUCCGCCAGUGGCACACUGCGCUACCAUCCGGCCACCCACCGCCGCCCCCUCCUCUCUGCUUCUCCGUCGGAGUAGGAGCAGCUCGUUUUACAUAAAACCUAAGAUGGCGACACCGCCACCGAUGGGGCCACCGGGAAAUCCAGUGUUUGACGGAGGACCGCCACCACCGCCGCCAACUCCAGGGACGGACAUGACUGGAAUAUGCUUCAGAGACCAGCUUUGGCUAAACACCUACCCAUUGGAUCGGAACCUGGUGUUUGAUUACUUUGCUUUGUCCCCCUUUUAUGAUUGGGGCUGCAACAAUGAGCAGCUUCGAAUGCGUUCUGUCCACCCCCUCGAUAUCUCACAACUAUCGAAGAUGACAGGGAUAGAGUAUAUGCUCAGUGAAGUUUUGGAACCCCACCUUUUUGUAAUUCGCAAACAAAAGAGAGAUAGCCCUGAGAAAGUUACACCGAUGCUGGCAUACUACAUCUUGGAUGGUUCAAUUUACCAGGCACCACAACUAUGCAAUGUUUUUGCUGCUCGAAUUGGAAGGGCACUCUAUUAUAUACAGAAAGCCUUUACUACAGCUGCCUCAAAGCUGGAGAAGAUAGGACAUGUUGAUUCUGAAAAUGAGACUGUGGUAACGGAAUCAAAGGUUGCUAAGGAGACAAUUGACUUGAAGGAAGUUAGGCGCGUGGAUCAAAUUCUUGCAUCCCUGCAGCGCAAGCUACCGCCUGCCCCACCACCACCACCAUUUCCAGAAGGAUAUGCUCCUACUGCAGCAGGAGAAACUGAUAAAGGCCCCGAAGCUCAAGAAGGAGCAGAGUUGCAGGUUCCUCCUGGCGAUCCCAUUGUUGAUCAAGGACCUGCAAAAAGAAUGAAAUUGAUGUAAAUGACACACAAAUCGCAAUAUGAAAAAGCUGAUCAUUCCCUACAUGUGGCCCUUUCUGGAACAUGGUGAACUGUGUUUUAUACUUUUAUUAUUCCUUCAUUCCUUGGUCUAAAUUAUUGGGCCUUCAUGAAAUUUAGUAAUGUAGUAACCAUCAACUAGGCUCAUUGUAAGAUAGAAUAAUAUCAUUCAUUUUUUUGAAUUAUUGACAAUGCAUUAAUAGGUAGUUUUAGUGCAUGUCCUUCAGAAUUUGGACAUUCUGUCUAUUGGUUAAAUGAGAUAACAAACUAACAAUGCACUAUCAUCAUUUGAUAAAUUUAAAAAAAAGGAUAAAUGACAUUGAACCUUUUCAUUGCCUGA
Molecule: messenger RNA, 1305 nt
Organism: Arachis ipaensis
Lineage: Eukaryota; Viridiplantae; Streptophyta; Magnoliopsida; Fabales; Fabaceae
Gene: MED6
Product: RNA polymerase transcriptional regulation mediator-like protein
Biological process (GO): regulation of transcription by RNA polymerase II
Cellular component (GO): mediator complex
Molecular function (GO): transcription coregulator activity
Source: RefSeq, a predicted model, not a curated record